Molecule: messenger RNA, 4249 nt
Organism: Platichthys flesus (European flounder)
Lineage: Eukaryota; Metazoa; Chordata; Actinopteri; Pleuronectiformes; Pleuronectidae
Gene: ciita
Product: class II, major histocompatibility complex, transactivator
Exons: 21
Coding region: 144-3734 (1196 amino acids)
Biological process (GO): inflammatory response; positive regulation of transcription by RNA polymerase II; positive regulation of MHC class II biosynthetic process
Molecular function (GO): protein binding
Source: RefSeq, a predicted model, not a curated record
CUGACUGGGGAGCAGCAGGGGUCAGUCAGGGACAGACAGUUCGAAGUGGUUGAUGUCCCGGUGGUUUAUCACACGGAUGAUCCUCAGCAGGAGUUCAGCGGAUCUGAGCUUCUUCCAGAGAGGCAGCCCCGGCAGGUGCCAAGAUGCUUGAAGUAGACCAGGACCACGACUUCGGAGAUCUACCAGAGGAUUUAUCUGAAUUCCUGAACGAUGAUUACCUGUUGGGCACGGAUGUUUUCCUUGGUGAUUCAUGGUUUAAUCCUGAGGAACUCACCAACUUCAAUGAAGUCGCUGUUCCGGCAGAGCAGCCGCACCCUGGCGGCCACCAGCAUGGGAACAUGGACCAAUUCACCGGCAUACAAAACAAAAGGAGAAAAAGACAGAGAGUUCCUCGGUCACGGCGGUGCUCUGAUGAGAAGAAACCACCAUCCACACCAAAAAGACACAGAGCAGCAGGCGCCGACGUGGAGGCAGAGCUCAUUACUGCAGAGGCAGCGAACCCAACCACAACUCCCACAAGAAUCCUUCACCUCCAGCCCCGUAUUCAUUUCAUCACCAUCCCAGACUCUAAAGGAUAUCAGCUCAUCCCGAACGUGGGGCUCUCCCCUCCGGUUAUUAGACUCCGACUUCCGGGUGCAGCCGCUACACCCACAUACAUAUUAGUUCCUUCCGCCUCAACACCGUGCAAACCCCAACUGCAGCCGCUCUCCCCGGUGGAUGCUGCAGUAGUUCCCGUCCAAAUGAGCUCUUCACCACCAGGCUCCCUGUCGGACACUGCUAGCAGAGCAAUGUCUCCCCCUCAUACCUCGAUCUCCUCCACAAAGACUUCCCCAUCCAACGAAUCACCUCCUCCUCAGUCUCCCACUGUCCACGAUAUUCCAGAGAGUGUAAGAGACUACAUUCAGAAAGUAAAAGCCCACAUGGGUCUAACAUGCCCGUGUAUAGAGGAGGGUGUUAGUCUGACCUCUCAUUACGUGGAUGUGAAAGUGAGCCAGAGAGAAACCUUUCGCUUGGGAAAGAACUCAAACAGAGUUCUGGACAAGGAGCUCAUCAUCACGGGAGAUACGGAUCGACAAAACAGCUUGUUGGGGCUCAGUCAGAUCUUCGGAGACUCGAAAGGACAUAGCCCCAAACGAUACAUAGUGCUGCUUGGCAAUGCUGGUAUGGGAAAAACCACCCUGAUCCGGAAGCUGUGCCUUGACUGGUCCAGAGACAGCAUCCCACAGUUUGACUUUGUCUUCUUAUUAGAUGGCAAAAAACUCGCUUUGAAAAACCCCAUCUACAGCCUGCAGACCCUUUUAUUAAACCUCUCCUCCUUUGCCACUUCUUGCACGAACCCUGAGGAAGUGUACGCUCAGAUCCUUGCGGCCUCCAAGCGCGUGCUCAUCGUUUUCGACAAUUUUGACGAGCUGCGAGAAUACGAAGUUCUACUCCAGACUCAAGAGAAGGACGUGAUCACAUCGCUUCAGAAAGACAGUAAAGCGGAGACCUACACUGUAAGACAGCUGUUCUCUGCCAUCCUUCAGAGGGUCCUUCUUCCCAGAUGCACUCUUCUGCUCAGUUCACGGCCGAGGGGCUCGGCCAACCAGCUCCUCCGUCGGGCAGACAGCUUUCUGGAGGUAUGUGGCUUUACUCCCACCGAUGUAGAAGCAUACUUGUCCCAGUACUUCACUGACCCGGCCCUCAGAGCCUCUUCUUUGGAAUACUUAAUAAACUGUAGCUAUCUACAUCUCCUCUGCUGGAAUCCCGGACUAUGUCGGUUGGUGUGCCUGGUGUUGGAACAGUCCAAAACUUUGGACGUCCUACCGAGAACUCUAACCGGGCUCUGCCAUCAAGUGCUACGUUUGAAAAUGGAAAAGCACGGUAAGGCCACAGACUCGCAGCCUGAAGUUAAAACAAAAACACCCCUGCAAUCUGAAGAAGAAACACAAAUCUCAGGUAAUAAUCAACUGAUCGUGUCUCACAAAAACAUUCCAGUCCGCAAGUCCAGAGCACGAGUUCCCACUUGUACUCGCUCAAGCAACAGAAGAGCGAGGGGGGUAAAAAAGCAAGUGACAGAGGGGAGUGAGGUGGACUUGGAGGAGAUGGAGAGUGUGGGAAGGGAGGUGGAUAGAACGGAGGAGAGAGAGCUGCUGUCCCAGCUCAGCUCUCUGGCUUGGGAGGGGGUCAAAGCCAACUCGUCCAUCCUUCCCACGAAGCGAACCUUAGCUGCCAAACACAAAGCCUUUGGCCUCAGGACAGGACUCCUCCUCUGCCUUCCCCUGAGGAAGAGGCUGGGUGUCUCAACGGAAGAGGGGGGUGGAGGAGAGGACCGAAAAGAAAUGGGAGGAGGAGAGGAACAAGACCUGAAGACAGAGAGAGGGACAACAGAGAUUAUAAACAGUGAUGACAGUGAUGGCCACAUCCUGUUGUGGGCCAGUCCCUUCCUUCAGAGCUACUUGGCAGGAGUCCAUCUUUCUCUUUCUAAGACUGUGUCAGAGCGCACCUUCCUCCAGAACCUUCCUUUCCACUCAGGACUCAAGGGACGUCGCCGCCCUCAGAGAGAGGAAUUCCAGCUGACUCAGCGAUUCGCAGUCGGCCUCCUCUUCCACAACAGUGCAGAGCUGCAGAGCCUCCACUCACAAACAGAGGCGGCCUUCAGGGAUAUGGUGGUCAACCGACAGGCUCUAGUGACAAAGCACCUCAAAGGCCUUUCUCACGGUGAACUGAGUCCCGCCCAGGUCCUGGAGGCGUGUCACUAUGUUUACGAAGCAAGUUUCACAUCAUCUGGUGACGGGAGCAGAGGCAGCGCGCGACUGGUCGCUCACCUGGCAGCGAAUCUCCCAGACGUCCAGUCAUUUCACGGAGUUCGUCUCAACCCUCCGGACGUGUUCACUGUGCAGAACAUGCUUGAACGAGGUGGAGGCUUCUGCUUGGAUCUGGGGGAUUCUGGGAUCGGGGUUUCUGGACUGAGAGCGCUGGUGGGACUCGACAAUGUCAACUCCUACAGAGCGUGCAUUGCUGAUGUUAUUGCCCUAUGGGAGCAGCUGGAGCGGAGUGGGGAGGAGGGGCUCCUGCGAGGGGCGGUGUCCAAGUUCAAGAUCCAUCCUCUGAAAGUCACACAGCUGUGUCAUGUGGAGCACCUGGCACAGCUGGUGAACAUACAUGUGCACAGGAGGCUGUCGAGCAGUUGCACCGAUUCAGAGUCCAUCUUGGCAGACGGAGUACCAGCUGUCAAAGAGCUACACAAACUGGAGUUUGAGCUCGGCCCAGACAAAGGUCCCCUGGGUAUCUCCAAGCUGUGGGAGCUCCUGCCAGCUCUACGUAACCUACAGCACUUGGAUCUGGAGAACAGUAAGAUAGGGGACGAGGGAUCUGAGAGGUUGGCUGAUGCUUUAGCGUCACUCUGUUCCCUGGAGAUACUGAAUGUGUCACAGAAUUGCAUUGGGGACCAUGGGCUGAAGAAACUGGCAACCAGCCUCGGAUAUCUGCCCAACCUGCACUGUUUGAGUCUCUACAGUAACAUGAUUUCUGACGGAGGGGCGGAGAGUUUAGCAGCCCUCCUCCCACACAUGGCAUCUCUCACUGACCUGGAUGUGAAGUACAACAAGCUGACAGAUGUGGGAGCGCAGAGCCUCGGAGCCAGUCUGAGAAACUGUAAAAAAAUAAGGACUUUAAGGAUGUGGAACCAGUGUAUUCCAUACGGAGUGUUUGAGCGCCUUCAGCAGCAAGACGGUCGCAUCCUCUGGCAUUGAAACAACAUGAAACCUCUUUGUGACACGGCUGUGAUUUACCUGUCAUGCAUCUGCAUGAUACACAGUUUCCUAAAGCAUGAAUGCUUAAGAGACAAUGGAGAGAGGAUUCUUUGCUGCUUUAAUAAGAAAUGCACUUCCUUUAUAAGAUGAUGUUAGGUCUUAGAUGGAAAUUAUUUCACAUUUCACAGUACUGCAGCUAUGGAGAAAUUCCAGAAAUACAUUUGCACCUUGAUGUUUGUCUAGUUUUUUAUAUGAGUUACUGUUUGUUUUUCUUCUGACGUUGUUUCCUAAAUGUUGUAAAGAGUUUUUUCUAUUUGUGUUUUUUUGUGUAAAUUAUAUAUUUGUUGAUACUCUUUCUGUGGCUGUAAAAUAUAAAUAGCUUCACAAUCAUCUGACACUUGAAUAUGAAUUUUGUCAAUUCUGUUUUCAUUUCAAACCUUGGAUACAAUUAUUCAACAGCAGGCCUUCCAGAGUUUGACUAAAUGAAUGAAUGAAUAAACUAAGAUGGAAAUUCA